AAGAAGAUAUUUGUUGCUGAUGGCGGGUACUUGCACUUCGAUAAGGCCUCGUCUCAUUGGCUCUUCUUCAAUUGUUGAGCUUUCAAGGUUGAUUAAUCGAGCUGGAGUUCCUUUCUCUGUACGAUUCUCUACAAGAACCAGAGCCCUCCACGGUGGUGGUUUAACCGCACCUACCUCUCGUGAGGAAGGUCCUUCUUGUAUCUUCGUUGGACCUAUUGAUUCUGCUCGCAAAGAAACUCUAGAAGCUCUUUAUCGCCAAGCUAAGGAUGCGUAUUACAAUGGCAAGCCUUUGAUAGUUGAUGACAUGUUUGACAGAGUUGAGCUAAAGCUUCGGUGGUAUGGUUCAAAAUCUGUUGUCAAGUAUCCUCGGUGUAGUCUACUAAGACAGUCAACAUAUGCUGAUGCAGAGGAUGAUGCAUCGCAAGUUCUCCUGUUAGCUACCGUAUGGAUUAUGAUUUUCUUAUUUGGUAGUUCGGCAUGUGUUUUACCCACGAUAUAUGGCGUCGGCCUGGUUUAUGGAGGAGAUCCGUUUGACUCAGGGCUUGUCUAUAGCAGUCAGUUGUCAUCUUCUGUGCCUAUUUUGUCAAAGUUUAAUGGCAUCCUCCUCUCCGUGCUAGGGCCUGCUUUUGGAUAUCCGAUUGCAUCUUCUGCAGUAAGAGUACUUAAAGGGUUAUGGAGAAAUGACUUAACGGCUCUAAAAGGAGACUGCCCGAAUUGCGGGGAAGAGGUUUUCGCAUUUGUGAGAUCCGAUCAAUCGAACCGAUCAGCUCACAAAGCCGACUGUCAUGUCUGUGAGUGCACCUUGGAGUUCCGUACCAAAGUAGAGAAAUCUGCCUCACGAUUGGGGAGAAAAUGGGUUUACGGUAGGAUAUACCUUGUUUCACGGCCAAGGAGAGAUCGGCGUUCAAAGUUUACAUAAUUCUAACAAAAGAAGAAAGAUUUUUUUGGGAUGGUUUCUACUCAAUUGUGUAUUGUAAAAAUGAUACUAUAGAAAGCUUUUGUAACAUUCAAAAGAUUCAUAAAAAUUGUUACUAUAACGUUUUGUCUCUUGUAGCCUUAUCUUCAGACAGUUUACAAAAACAAACAAAAGAACAAAAAGAUUCGUUCC
This is a messenger RNA of Arabidopsis thaliana (thale cress), 1108 nucleotides long. Its product is annotated as PGR5-like A protein. Gene Ontology annotation, molecular function: oxidoreductase activity, acting on iron-sulfur proteins as donors. The transcript is spliced from 7 exons. Lineage: Eukaryota; Viridiplantae; Streptophyta; Magnoliopsida; Brassicales; Brassicaceae. Gene Ontology annotation, cellular component: chloroplast thylakoid membrane. Gene Ontology annotation, biological process: photosynthetic electron transport in photosystem I. Bases 20 to 919 code for a protein of 299 amino acids. The record is from RefSeq and is marked reviewed.